This is a messenger RNA of Strongylus vulgaris, 603 nucleotides long. The record is from the annotation of a GenBank genome assembly. NCBI's taxonomy places the organism in Eukaryota, Metazoa, Nematoda, Chromadorea, Rhabditida, Strongylidae.
AUGCGAAUUGACAAGUGGCAGCCGGGAAAAUUCGCGCCACUUGACCGCCUCCCGUGUGGAUCAGUGAAUCACCUAGCGACUGGAUCAGCUGGACAGUGGCCCUUCUGAUAUCAAUUCCGCGUAAAAAUGAUGAGGGAUAGCGGAUUAGCAGUAAUCAGUGACACUACCGAGUGGAUGUACGUGAAUAAACCUAGUGAGCAAAUACUCACAUCGCAUUCUGUUGGUGGAAACAGCUCUGAUGGUGUUCUUGAUGGCGUUAGGGAAAACGAUACAUCCGCAGUAAUUCAGCUGAACCACGUUCCCUCUUUUGGAGGUGUGGCAGUGGACGGGACGGUAACUGGAAUCCACUCGACUCGUUUUCUCAAAGCCGUUGCCCGAGACUUCGUCAUCAGAACUAUGGUUAUUUUGUCUGCUGGGCUUUUGGUCCUUUGUUUGCUGCUUGCCGUCUGCUGUCUUAUAUGGUGUAACAUUCGUAAUGGCAGCGAUAGGAAUCGUUACAUAUCUAAGUGUAUGUUGAAUCACCUUUUUAUUUUCCUUCGGGGUUGGUGGUCUUGCAUUAUUCAGAUUUUGAAAAUUGCUUUGUAUAACGCGCUCAUGGCGUGA